GUCCACCUCCACGGAGACACACAAGCCACACACCUCUACUCGCACCCCUCCUCCCCACACGGAGUCAUCGCUCACCCAGGAACUAUAAAAAGUCUGGCUCUUGUUGAAGUUUUUCAGUCUCAUCACGAACUCUACCAGACCAUCAUCAUGAAAUUUGUGGCCCUCGCUCUCGCCCUUCUCCUGGCUGUCGGCUCUCAUGCCGCUUCGCUGCAGGCUGAUGCACCAUCCCAGCUGGACCAUGUCCGGGCUGCCAUGGAUGUCUACCUUACUCAGGUGAAGGAAAGUGCCAAGAAAGCCCUGGACCACCUCGAUGACGCCGAGUACAAGGACCUCAAGGACCGUCUGUCUCAGCGCAUCGAGGACAUGCACGUCCAGGUCAAGGCUCUACAGGGUUCCGUUUCCCCCAUCACCGACAGCGUCGUCAGCACCAUCGCCGACGCCACCUCCGACUUCCGCGCCUCCGUCAUGGCCGACAUCGAAGCCCUGAAAGCCGACCUUGCACCCAAGCGCGCCGCGCUGAAGGAGGUCAUCGACAGGCACGUCGACCAGUACCGCACCAUCCUCGAGCCCAUCAUCAGCGAGUACUCCGCCAAGCACUCGGCAGAUAUGGAAGCCCUGAGGGGCAAGAUGCAGCCCAUUGUGGCGGAUCUGCAAAACAAGGUGUCGGUUAAUGUGGAGGAGACCAAGGCCGCCCUGAUCCCCAUCGUGGAGGCUGUGCGCACCAAGCUGUCUGAGCGUCUGGAGCAGCUGAAGACGAUGGUCGGCCCUUACGUCGAGGAAUACAAGGACCAGAUGAGGAGCGCCUACCAGCAGGCACAGGGCGUCAAGGCCGAAGACCUCGCCGCCCUGAGGGAGAAGAUCGCGCCCUUGGCCGAAGACAUCAAGGUCAAGAUGCAAGCCAUCUUCGGCCUCAUCACCGAAUCCAUCCAACACAGCUAAAUCCUCCCCAGUUCCUGUAACUAACCUCACCUACUUUCCAGUCCUAGACCCAGUCCACCAUUCUCUCCAUUCCUUCUUUCCUCGUAAUGCGCAGCCAUACCAUCUCCCGGAACGAAGCCGGUGCCUAACUUGCUGUACUUGUUUGGAACACAAUGGCGGGACUCUUGCUCUAUCCCCGUCUCUCCGAUGCGAACGCCUUUUUUGUUGCGCACACGCUUGAGCACAUGCAAGCAGCAGACACACACGAACUCAGCGCACACACGCUCUACUCUUCGCAUCACACGGCCAACUGCUUACGUUUUGUGUAGGAUUUGUAUGUGAAUAUCCACAAGUGCCUGAAACUCUGUGUAAUGAUGCUUGUCUGAUGAAAACUGUGCUUUGACAAAAUACAGCUGAAUAAACAAAAGACUUGUUUAACUA
Gasterosteus aculeatus aculeatus (three-spined stickleback) is the source of this 1359-nucleotide messenger RNA. Its product is annotated as apolipoprotein A-I. Gene Ontology annotation, cellular component: very-low-density lipoprotein particle; chylomicron; low-density lipoprotein particle. NCBI's taxonomy places the organism in Eukaryota, Metazoa, Chordata, Actinopteri, Perciformes, Gasterosteidae. Gene Ontology annotation, molecular function: cholesterol transfer activity; phospholipid binding; phosphatidylcholine-sterol O-acyltransferase activator activity. The record is from RefSeq and is a predicted model, not a curated record. Gene Ontology annotation, biological process: cholesterol metabolic process; lipoprotein metabolic process; cholesterol efflux.